Messenger RNA from Harpegnathos saltator (Jerdon's jumping ant), 4498 nucleotides. RefSeq lists its product as uncharacterized. The transcript has 6 exons. The coding region runs from base 971 to 2632 and encodes 553 amino acids. NCBI's taxonomy places the organism in Eukaryota, Metazoa, Arthropoda, Insecta, Hymenoptera, Formicidae. The record is from RefSeq and is a predicted model, not a curated record. Gene Ontology annotation, molecular function: protein binding; DNA binding. Gene Ontology annotation, biological process: regulation of transcription by RNA polymerase II. Gene Ontology annotation, cellular component: nucleus.
AUCUUGACAUGAUGCGACGCGACGCGAUGCUGCGCUACGCGACAUGACGCUAAGCCGCGAGAGCCAAGCCGAGCUGCGCUGCGCUGUCUUGAGACGGAGCGAGGAUCGAUCGGGGAAGUAGUGCGUCGCGAGGAACGUCCGUUCGCCGAUCGCGGCGGCGUGUCGAGUCUACUCGCGCGCUCGAGCGCGGAGCGAGCCUUCCCGCCGUUCGAUGCAUUCAUAACGCACGUCGCGACGGUCCUCCGGCCGUCGUCGGGAUCCGCUUCUACGGCUGGCGUGGCUCAAUGUGUGUCGCGUGCUUCCGUCGUUGCUACUUUAUAGCCGGUCCGCAGCGGCGGAACAACGCGAGCCUCCCGAACGAACGGUCAACACCGCGGCGUACGCACGGACGAAGUGGGUGGCUAGAAACGCGCGCAGAGAAAGAGCGAGUCGGUGUGUGUGUGUGCGCGCGCGCGCGCGAGUGUGUGUGUGUGUGUGAGUGAAAGAGAGAAAGAGCGGGAACGAGCGGACAAACGAGACAGGGCGACGACACACAGCGCAGCGUGCGACGAGACCGUUUUCUCGAAGCUCGCGGAAUCCGCGGAUUACGCACGUUUCACGUCGACACGCCGAACCGAGCGGCCCUACGUACACGCACAAUAAAAGUCAGAGAAAGAAAGGGAAAGGGAGGGAGACAGAGAUGGAUCUAUUCUUUUCAGCUGAACUGGCUUGCACUUUCUUCGCGUAGAGCGAAAUAGAGGUCUCGGCUGUAUACCUGUCUUUUCAAGUCCCGAAAGUGUACACCAAUUCAGCGAGAAAGAGCGAAUCUACCGAGGGGAAGAGUGGGAAGAGCGUUCUGGUGCAGCACAGGUGCACUCGACAGCAGGUUUAGAAAGAAAGACAGUACUCGGGCUCGUGUCGGGAUCCAAUAGGGCACAAACGCAGCAUCAUCGUGACGGCCUCCACGGACGGUAUCAAGGAAGACGUCGUGAUGAAGCAGGAACCGGAAGAUGAAGAAGAUUGUUAUCUCGACGACGACUCGAUGCCCGCGUCGCCGCCGCCGCCGCCGGCACGCACACCAACGUCGACGCUGUUACCAACACAAUCGUCAUCCUCGUCAUCAUCGUCGUCCGGUAGACACGGCAGCAUCACGCACCGCGUGCGCUCCCAUACAGGCAGCCUGCGCGCCAUGGCGAACCCGAGUGCUGUCUGGGCGCACUUCGACCUGUGCACUAACGAUCCGUUGCGCGCACAGUGCCGUAUCUGCGGGGCGGUUGUGGUUAGAGGUGGCGCGAACCCGCGUCAGUGUGGCACAACGAAUCUUCACCGGCAUCUGCGAGUACAUCACGGCGGCAGAUUGAUCGGCAGACGAUAUCACGUAUUACAGUCAACGUCCCAAGGAAACGCGACUGCUAAAACUAUAAGGAUAGCACAGUCCUUGGUGAGACCUCAUUUUCGUAACAUUGCACCAGCGCCACUGUCCCAGCAGCAGCAACCGCAGCAACAGCAACAGCAACAACAACCACGACCAACAAAGACUCUUGUGUUAAAAACUAUUCCAUUGAAAGUGAAACAAGUCGCGCCUACAACCAUAAAGAUGCCACCACGACAAACUAAUCAAGGAUUACCGCACAAUAUUGUACAUCAACAACCCACAGAAGUUUGCUUGAGGUGGAAUAGUUACCACAGUAACAUGCAGAACAGUUUCCCGUCGUUGCUGGAUUCAGAACAGUUCGUCGAUGUGACUCUAGCGUGCGAAGGGCGGUCCUUAAAGUGUCACAAGAUGAUCCUGUCCUCUUGUAGCGACUAUUUGGCAGAUUUGUUACGGGAGAAUCCGUGCCAACACCCCAUCAUCUUGAUGAAGGAUCUGAAAUUCUGGGAAGUGGAGGCACUGGUUAAAUUCAUGUACCGUGGGGAGGUCAAUGUCGCCCAUGAUAAACUCUCACAAUUGUUGAACGCUGCUGAGGCAUUGCAAGUGAAAGGAUUGGCUGGUCCGAGUCCAUCAUCCCAAAGCGCAAAGCCACCGCUACUCAUACCUCAAUCAAAGCCAUUGUCGUCGCAACCUGUAGUUCCUAGAGGCAUUACGGAAUCCAAAGAGAAUAAGGCGUCGCCCUCGGGAGUCUCUACGCCUUCUAGUCCUAAGCGCGCGCAGAAGCGGCAACAGUCUGAACCUUUAGAACCAAGGCCUUUUACCAAAAUACGUUUGCAGCGGCCCGUCACGCCGUCGUCACCCUGUCCAACCGUGAAAAUGGAGCCCUUGGACAUACCUCUCAGCCCGACCGAGAUAUUCUCCGAGAAUAACGAGGAGGCCGUCACGCCGUCCUCGGACUUGGACAAGCUUAUGAAUCUGCACGAAGAGGACGAUCCAGGUGGCGAAGAAGUUGGCAACGAAGUCAGGAGAUUACACUUUUGCGAACUGCCAGCUCCGCCAGAUUUAAAUGACAGCGAGGACCAAAUGGAGUUUGUACCUACCGAUUUCCUAGAGCAGCAGCAGGAGGAGGAAAUUGCCGAGGAACCAGAAUCGAAUUGUAAUAAGGAUAAUAGUAAAAAAGAUUCUCCCGACUACACGCCAGCCGACGACGCCGGGGAAGACGACGGAGUCACGGAAAGCGAAACUUCGACGCAGCCGUCGAAGGAGAAGAAAGUGACAUAGUAAGAUAUAUAGGAUACUUUUAGAUUUAACGAUUGCGGAUCAUGCAUCACGAAUUUUAAGUGAUAUACUUAAAAUUAUAAGUGUAUAAAAGAUAACUGUGACUCUUGAAAUUUUUACGCGAUGAUAUGUAUACUUUAUUGUGACGAGCGGCCGUACAAACACCAAGAAACGUUCGUGCGAUUCUACAUUGAAAACAUUUUCAUGAAAUUAACAUAGAUACUUUCUUUUUUAUCCUUUAUCGUUUGCACAGCGGUUUUUAUAGCGGUAGUACACGAUUGUAUAAAUAUUGACUCUUCAUCUAAUCUCUAACAGAUGAGAACAUAAUAAAGAUUUUCAUAAUCAUAUUUCUCCCGAAUCCUCUCUGUGGCAGUUGUGAUGUCCAAAAUGUUUUGUAUGUCACUUCAGCUUCUGCCAUAUAAUCGAUUGCUACACGAGUUCGCAAGCGCUGACUCGCAAUUUGACGCAUUCCAAUUUUGAUUGGAAAAAACAUGCGAAAAACGUUGUGCAAACAAUUAUAUACGAAUUAGGAAGAUAUCGCAUUAGAUAUUACGAAGACAUGUGGAAAUUGUUCUUGUACAUCAGGCGUCAUAUAUACCUUAACUUUGCAACUAGGAGAACAGGGUCGACAUGAUGAAUGCUUCGAAGUGUCAGAUAAAAAGAAUCUAGUUGAUCCAUUCGUCGCUUUGGGGCAUUCGUAGCAUUAAAUGAUCCCCUAUUCUAGGAUUACUUCAUAGACGUAUAAAGAUAAAAUGAACACUCUCAUGAGAGGCCAUAAAGACUCGAUUUAAACGAUGAUCUGUGCCAUAGACGUUUAACUUUCAAAACUUUUAUAAGAAAGCGCAAAUCUCUCUCUUCCUCCGUACAUAUGCGUAAGUCUAUGGAUAAGGUAAAAAUGGUAGGAAAUUCUAAUCGAUUGUACUUACAUUGAUCUGCGUUUGAGAUGAUCUCAUUUGGAACGGUGAAUAAAUUAUACUCCGAUGCGUAUCGACAGUGAGUUAAUAUUACAGUUGGUGGUGUUAAGGCAUAUAUAAUGUCUGGUGACUCGGACACAUGUUUUUGCCUCGCGUAAACGGAAACGUAAAGUCUCAAUUUCGUGAAAAUAAUAAAUCUAAUCAAGAGAAGAGUGAUGAUUUAGCGACGGUAGCGAUGAUCGAGCUAAAUUGUUUCUAUCACAGUGUGGAAAAAGUAGCCGAAUUCUAUUCAUGCAACUGUAAAUAAUACGUACGAAACACGAAGAGAUUGUUAUUUUUGGAAUGUAUGUAUUAAGUAUACUCGAGAACGUUUGUCGUUUUAUUCAGUCUCGUCGUCGUCGAUCAGGUUUACGAUGGAGGACCUUUUACUUUAGUGUACAGCAUUUGUGACAAACCUUGAAAGGUACAAUAUGUUAAAAAUAUUUCCGCUAGUCCAGCGCAUCUUUUUUCACUGCGUAUGUAUUUAUUUCAAUAUCUUCUACGUGUGCUAACUUCCUAUAUACAUAUAUAUAUAUAUAUAUAUAAAUAUAAAUAUAUAUACGAUAUGACAUCUCCGAUAUAGAGACAGGGCAUUUAUAAGAAUUUAAACAUAGUACCGCUCGAUGUUAUAUCGAAGUACGUAUUCGUUCAGUCGUAAGUGAAUGCGAUGAAGAUUUUACUUUAUACGAGAGAAAUUUCGAAUUUUAGACUCUAGAGUUGUCUUGUAACUUAUUUCGUUUGUAAAAGUGGUCGAGUGUAUCGUGCGUCGAUUAAUUGCGGAUUGUAAUUAUUUGUUGUACCGAGCAUGCGGGCGAACGAGCAAUAUGCUUAUGCGGAGCCGUGUGUACGAUUGGAAUAUAGGUGUAAAUUGUAAUGUGUGAAGAUACAUCUCGCAAAUAAACAUAUUACAAUAUUC